UCGCCGCGCCGGGUACUCAGUAGCAGCCGCGGAGCCGCCGGACGGACCGCCCCGCCCCGCCAUGGCCGAGAGCGACUGGGACACGGUGACGGUGCUGCGCAAGAAGGGCCCCACGGCCGCGCAGGCCAAGUCCAAGCAGGCCAUCUUAGCAGCCCAGAGACGAGGAGAAGAUGUGGAGACAUCUAAGAAAUGGGCAGCAGGCCAGAACAAGCAGCACUCCAUCACCAAGAACACGGCCAAGCUAGACCGAGAGACGGAGGAGCUGCACCAUGACCGGGUGACCCUGGAGGUGGGCAAAGUCAUCCAGCAGGGCCGGCAGAGCAAGGGGCUGACCCAGAAGGACCUGGCCACGAAAAUCAACGAGAAGCCACAGGUGAUCGCUGACUAUGAGAGUGGACGGGCCAUUCCCAAUAACCAGGUUCUCGGCAAGAUCGAGAGGGCUAUCGGCCUCAAGCUCCGGGGGAAGGACAUCGGGAAGCCCAUCGAGAAGGGACCAAAGGCAAAAUGAACACAAAGCCUCGGAGUCAGCACGUUCCGGCUGAUCUCGUCUGGCUGGUGGCCCCUGACCACCACUGCCAGCAUGGCUCCUUUGGGGGCUGAGUGGAACAAGGGUGGCAAUGCCACCAGGGACCCUUCUGUCUUGUCCCUUUGUCCAACAUACACACUAAAAUCUUGGAAAGCA
Messenger RNA from Suncus etruscus (white-toothed pygmy shrew), 682 nucleotides. RefSeq names its product endothelial differentiation related factor 1 (gene EDF1). The record is from RefSeq and is a predicted model, not a curated record. Lineage: Eukaryota; Metazoa; Chordata; Mammalia; Eulipotyphla; Soricidae. Gene Ontology annotation, molecular function: DNA binding. Gene Ontology annotation, cellular component: nucleus. The transcript is spliced from 5 exons. The coding region runs from base 62 to 508 and encodes 148 amino acids.